This is a messenger RNA of Uranotaenia lowii, 2378 nucleotides long. RefSeq names its product coiled-coil domain-containing protein 174-like. Lineage: Eukaryota; Metazoa; Arthropoda; Insecta; Diptera; Culicidae. Bases 80 to 2221 code for a protein of 713 amino acids. The record is from RefSeq and is a predicted model, not a curated record. The transcript is spliced from 4 exons. Gene Ontology annotation, cellular component: nucleus.
AUUCGCAGGCGUCGGAAAAAUCCGAAACGAUUUCGCGUGCCUUUUUUUUUACUACAUUUUCAUUUAUAUUGUUCAGAAAAUGAAUGAUCCAAACAAAAAAAUAGAAAUUGAUAAGUCCUCGCUCCUCAGUCUGAAAGCCGAGUUACUUCGCAAACAGGCAGAGGUGAGUCGGGCUAAAGCAUUCAACUCGAUUGAUGAUUUUGUCCCCAAACCGGCACCAAAGCUGCCCAAUGCUUCUUCCAACUCUGGAGAAGGCAAAUCCAGGCAUCGUAGUAAAACCGACAAAGCCAAAGCCGACAAACCUCCAGACUCGGUCGAACUGGAAGAUUCGGCCUCGAUGGCACGCUCCAAAAAGGUACUGGAAGCGAAAGCCCGCUACUAUGACCGUAUGGUAGCUUCCGGCGGAGCGCUCAAUAGCGAUGAAAAUUGUCUGGUGAUGUUCAAUCGAAAGAAACAAACCGAUAGAGAUGCCGUUACUGAGCCUUUUGAGUCCUCUGACAGCGAUAGCGAUUCUUCGGCCGGUGGAAAGGAUAAUUUUUAUGAAGACCGUUCAGCUGAACCGUCUGAGAACGACUGGGUGGAAUAUAUCGAUUUCCUUGGAAGAAGUCGUCGUUGUCGCCGGAAGGAUUUAGACGAAUGUCUAAGGAAAGAUAGGCAGAUGGCCCGUACCACCGACGCAAGGGAGGGUCAACGAAGGGAAGAUCAAGCGGGAGCAGAGGAGGGAGGCAACGGCAAUUUGUCCGAAGAGGAAGGAGAAAUCAUCGGUCCUCCGGUGCCUUCGACGGCUAUCACCGAAGAUACCAUCGGAGAUCGAUUUCGGGAGAUGCGAGAACAGUGGGCCAAACAGGAAUCCGAAAAUUUGGAAAAGGAUUCCCUCCACUACUCGGAUGUGCUGUUUGAUGAGGCCCGGCAGCAUGGUGUUGGUUACUACGCUUUUUCCACCGAUCGGGAGGAACGCACCCGGCAGCAAAAUGAGCUGGACUCGAUCCGGGAGUCUACCCUGGAAGCCCAGAGGCAAAAAGACAACCUACGCCAAGCUCGCGAUAGAAUAAUUGCCGAUCGGGUUAAGGCGGCGAAAGCACGACAAAGGGCUCGUCUAGGGCUGCCUCCGGAACCGGAAGAAUCAGAGGAAAAGGGUGCCGAGAAGAAUGAAUCGGUGGGAAAAUCUGAAGGGGACAAUCAAUCGGCGGUAGGCGGAGAUGAUUUGUAUGACAAUACCGAGGAAAAGAAAAGGCUUAAAGCCGAAGCAAAGGCCCGCAAGAAGAAGGAAAAGGAGGAACGGAAGCGGGAAAAGGAACGCGCGAAACACGUUCGUCCCUGGGAUGCCGGGAAGGAACAGGACAUCGACAAGGAAUGGAAACCGGCCAAGGAAUGGUACGUUAUGUCCCAGGAAGAAUGGAACGAAAUGAAAAGAAAUGAGCGAAUACCUGAAUUUGCUCCUCCGGUAGAAAAACCGCCUCCACCGUUCAGGAUGGCACAAAGAGGCGAACGUGUUCCGGUGAAAACUUCAUUUGUGCAAUCGACGAACGAUGAGCAUGACUCUGAUGAACCGGGGGAGGAUGAGGGUGCCUUUGAGCCGAUUGGACCACUUCCGCCCGAUCGAUUAUGGUCCGCCGAGCACAGAAUAGCUAAUAAUCCACUUCAACUGGACAGUGUAGGCUUGGGGCCACCCCCAUCCAGGCGACUCCCGGACGAGGACGAGGACGUCGUCAAUAUGCCAACGGUUCCGCCGGGUACGGAAGAUAUUCUUUUACCGGAGCAACCACAACGUGCACUAUUCUUUACUACCAAGAAGACGAUGACGACAAAAACGCGGCAAGAGUUUAAACGCCGGAACUACGAGUCUGCUACUGCUAGCGACGAUAACUGGGGUGUUACAGGCCAGCAGCAACAAAAAAGACAUAAACCACAGCAGCAACAGCAAAAUUCCAUUCCUAUUCGGAAUGAAUUGAGUGAUGGGUCGUCGUCGGGCGAUGAAGAUGGAGCCAUGCCCCGGCGGGGUAACGGAGUUGAAAUUGCGCCACCACCCACGUGGGACUAUUAUGGGCCUUCAUCCUCUUCUGGCGGUGCAGCAACUCGGCGACCGGCAAAAUCGACGGCAACGAAAAAUGCCUUGGAGGCAUCGAUUGAAGCUGGCCUUCGCUUUUUGCGGGAUCAAUCGGAUAAAGGUGGACCCACAGUUGGAACGAAAAACAAGUGGACGUCCAAUGCAGACUAUUGACUGAGAGCUGAGGCUUAUGUGGGAGCAACGGAAAUCAACACUCGAGUUUCUUUUUUCUGUCGGUAGUCUCCACCACCUCUACUUAGUCUUAAUGGGACUAAGCUGUUAUGUUGGAACUAUUGAAGGAAGAUUGGUUCAAUGCCAUAACCGAUUAUAA